Argiope bruennichi is the source of this 4023-nucleotide messenger RNA. Its product is annotated as TAR DNA-binding protein 43-like. Gene Ontology annotation, cellular component: nucleoplasm. The record is from RefSeq and is a predicted model, not a curated record. The transcript has 4 exons. Gene Ontology annotation, molecular function: RNA binding. The coding region runs from base 112 to 1455 and encodes 447 amino acids. NCBI's taxonomy places the organism in Eukaryota, Metazoa, Arthropoda, Arachnida, Araneae, Araneidae. Gene Ontology annotation, biological process: regulation of gene expression.
UUGUUUAUAGUUGUUAUCGAAACAAUUGCGUUGUGUGAUUUGGUAAUAAUUGGAUAUUCCAUUGAGACAAAAAUAUAGCAUUAAUUUUGAGAACAAUUUUUUUUUAUUAAGAUGAGUUUAAGUUAUGUUCAAGUAGCGGAAGACGAAGGAGAAGAACCUAUAGAAGUUCCUUGUGAAGAAGAUGGUACUCUGUUAUUGAGUACAUUAGCUGCACAGUUUCCAGGAACUUGUGGAUUGAAAUAUAGAAAUCCUGGUACAGGUACGAUGCGAGGAAUUAGAUUGACGGAUGGAAAAUUAAAUCCGCCAUAUGGAACUGGUUGGGGAAAUUCUCUCUAUAUAUGUGUUUUUCCUAAAGUGACUGAAAACAAACGGAAAUCAUGUGAUCAGCUGGAAAACAGCUCUGCUAAGACAAAAAGAAUGGAGACAAAGCAUAAAUGUUCUGAUCUCAUCGUUUUGGGAUUACCAUGGAAAACUACAGAGCAAGAACUUCGACAGUAUUUUGAAUCUUUUGGAGAAGUUCUUAUGGCACAAGUAAAAAAGGAUCCUAAGACUGGACAGUCAAAAGGUUUUGGCUUUAUUCGAUUCAGCAAUUACGAGUCCCAGGCUCGUGCAUUAUCUAAACGUCAUCUCAUUGAUGGAAGGUGGUGUGAUGUGAGAAUUCCAAAUUCAAAGGAUGGCCAAGUUGCAGAACUAAAUCGAAAAGUUUUCAUUGGGCGUUGCACUGAAGACAUAACAGCUGAUGAUCUCGAAGACUACUUCUCAAAAUUUGGUGAGGUAACAGAUGUUUUUAUCCCCAAACCAUUCAGAGCAUUUGCAUUUGUGACUUUCUUACAUCCCGAAGUUGCUCAAAGUCUGUGUGGUGAGGAUCACAUUGUAAAAGGUGCAAGUUUACUCGUUAGUAGCGCUGUUCCAAAAAACGCAAAUGCUAAUUACCACAAUCGAAAGUCAGAUAGCCGUGCACUGAGUGUGCCAUUCCCUCACAAUGCUGCUGGAUUUGGUCCAGGACACCAUAGUGGGAAUGCUAAUAUUUGGAAUCAGCCUCCAUACAAUAUGCCUGUGCGAGGAGGAGAUAAUAUACAAAAUUUGGCCCAACUAAGCACCACUUUAGGGUUAGGUAACCCAAAUCCUAACCAGGGAGGGGGAAAGGGUAUGAAUACAACGCCACCAACACUUAGUAUGGGUGCUCUGAAUUUGGGGGCAGCACUGCCACUGAGUUCUGCUGUUGUGGCUGCUGCUUUAGGUCAAGCUAGUCUUGGUAUUCUGGGUGGCAUUACGAACCAAGGAAAUUCUGAGGACUGCCCAAAUCCUAAUGUUAAUACUUCAAACCCAGGAAAUUCAAAUAUGGGUGGUAAUGGUUGUCCAACUUGGAUGAACCAGCCUUCUGGAAGUAAUGAAGGUCCCAUACAAUGGACCCCGAGAGAUGCGAAAGGCUAUGGUAUGCAAGUUUUAAACUAAGAGGCACAGCAUUUUUAACUUCACACCAUGAAUCAUCAUCUCAUUAUUUGUUGAGUUUGAAACCUGUUAAUUGUCAUAUAUUUUUUUUGCUCAUCAUUGAGGAGACUCAUUCUCUUUCAAUCUUUUCUCUAAAUAUUUUUCUUCUAAUUACUCAGCACAUAUUCUCAUCACAUUUCUUCUCACUUUCACGUUGAUAGACCUAGUCCUUGGUUCUGCUUUUUCAUAGGGAAACAGGUUUCAUAUCUCAACGUUGUUUGUUUGGCAUUUUUGGUUUUUUUUUAAAAACAUCCAAAUAUAUAUUAUUUUGUUAUGAAAUUGUUUAUAAGAGAGUCAGUUUAUUUAAGCAUGUGAAGAGUGUGCUAAGAGGAAUAACUUUUAAAAAGAUUUUUUAUUUGUGGAAAAGAGAAUUCACAAUUCGUGUCUCAUGAAUGAAUGUUAUCAUUCCUCUGUGUCUAAAUGGGAUAGCAUGUGUUAUAUGGAAAAGUGCCUUGCCUGGAGGUUUUAUGUAUUUUGCUCUUGCUGAGCGCGAUUUUAAUAAAUGAAAAAAUAAUAAAAAGUCUAGUUUGAGAUUUGAAACAUCAAGAAAAGCAGUUAAAAAAAAGUUGUAAAAAUUAUUUUACCAUAACGUAAUACAAAGUUACACUUUUAUCUUUGUGAUGUUCAGUGAUGUAUGUGUAAAAAGUUUAUGCAGUGUCUUGAAUACAUGAGUCUUUAAUGGAAGCUUGAUGUGUUAAAGAAUUAUUGAACUAUAAAGUGAUCUUUGUAAACAUGUAUAUAUGCAUAAAUAUAUUUGAAUAGUUCUGAUUUAAAUUAGAUAUGUAAAAUUAAGUUGAAAACAAUGGGGAUAUAACUGCCGUUAGUUGUAAGAGUUGAUAUUUUCGAAUGGGAAAGUUAUUAUUUCUGUAAUGAAUUUUUGGGAUCUGAAUAAUAACUUUUGUAUAUAUAAAGUUUAAUUCGGAUAUUUCUUUGAGACUAGUUAUUUUAUAUUUCACGUGCAGAAAACUACUGCUUAUAGUGAUUAAAUAAAUUUAGAAGUGAUAGAAUUUCCUCUUAUUAUUACUGAAAACUGUUCUUAAAUCUAUAAUCCAUUGCAGUGUAAUAGAAAUUUACUGUAAAAAGGCUUUCUUUUCCUUUACAAAAUGAAUUAUUUUUGUAUUAUACUACAUUUUUUGUGUGAACAAUUUUUUGUUACUUCAAGUUUAGAGGUUGAAUGUAUUUAUUUUUUCAUUCAUUUAAGUUUGAUAGAUUAUUAUUUUAUUCUUCCAGUAAUAAUAAGAUGGUUAUUAGAAAUAAUUAAAUCAUUUUAUUUGAGAAGUUUUUUUUUUUAAUGUGUGCCACUGCAGAUGCAAAAUCUUUGAUUUUCUUGCAAGGUUUAAAACUUGCUUAUUGUCUUUGAAUUCUCUUAAUUGGUGUAGGUUGAUUCAUGGUAUAGAUGUGCGUCUGUUAUUAGUUGGGCUGGUUUUAUUGUUUUAGUUUGUGAUUGUAGAUAUGAUUGAAAAUUAUCAAUACUCUAUGCUCUUAUUUCUGCAUAAUGUUACUGCUACUUUAUUUAGUAUAGUUUUAAUGGAAUUAUUAAUGAAUAAAUAAGUAUUAAUCCAUAGAAAUGAAAAUUAUUUUUUAUAAAACUCUUACGUUUAUAGUUAAAAAAAAUAAUGAAAGAACAAGGUUAUUUUAUAAAUACAUCUUUAGUUGGAUAACGAAUGAUAAAAAGUAACCUAAAAAUAUUGAAUAUUUUCAGUUGGAGACUACUUCAAAUGAAUGUAAUUCUUUAGAAAACUAAUUUUUAUAUAAAUUUAAAUAAUUAUGUUAUAGUAUGGAAGCUUUAAUAUUAUACAUACUUUAUCUGGUUCUUAGUUUAGACUGCUCCAAUCUUACUUCUCGUUCUAUGCUUGCUUUUGAAUUUUACUAAUAUAGUUUUGAUUUAAAUGAGUAUCAAAUUUUCUUUUAUUUGUCAUAAAACGUAGGCACACUGGAUGUUAUUUGCAUACAGAUCUGAUUAUUUAAUGGGAUGAAUUGCUAUCCAAAAGUUUUUAUUAUCAUUUAUUAGAUGUUUUAAUUGUUGGAAGACUGAAAUUAAUCUUUGUUUUCUUUAUUAUUUGCUGCAAUAAUUUUAUGCAUGUAUUUUUGUAAAAUUAUGUUUGUUAAAGCCUACAUAAAAUGCCUUUGUUUUUCAACUCUGUAUGUGUGCCGGUCUUAAGUUAUUUUAUAUGAGAUGUAAUUCCAUUCGUAAUUUCUUUUCUUUCUUUCUUUUUUUUUAAGUAUUAAUGUUUAAAGAGAUGUGGCAAGCUUAGUUAUCAGAAUACAUUACUUCAUGUACUUCAAUGUUUAAUCUCUAUGCAUGUUCACUCUAUUUAAUACUGUUUAACUUGUGUGUGAGUUCUGAAUAUUAAUGUAUGGAAGCUGUGGUGAUGUUUGAUGUAGAAAAUAUUAAAGAUAACAGGUGUUAAAAAACACCCAUGAGUAUGUAAAUGGAUAUGAUUGGUAUUUGACUAUUUGCUGUGAGUUGUUCUGAGUCUUUGGUUUGUAAUUAUGCAAGAUUGUCUGUUUCAAUAAAGUUUCUUUGCUGAA